Messenger RNA from Durusdinium trenchii, 228 nucleotides. Lineage: Eukaryota; Dinophyceae; Suessiales; Symbiodiniaceae. The record is from the annotation of a GenBank genome assembly.
AUGGUCGUUCCCAUGGAGCAGCUUGAAAAGUUUUUGACACUUCAAGAGGAAUUCAAGGACUUAGAGGAUGAAGACUACUACGAAUCCUGGGGAAGUGGUGUAGAUGACUUGACAGAUGAAGCUGAUCCAGAUGAAGGUGACAUUUCAGCCGUGGAGGACUUGCUGGAGCAUGCGGAGCAUGCGCUGAACUACAAGCGGAAGCGCCAAAAGAGCAAAAAGCAGCCAUAA